This is a messenger RNA of Zootoca vivipara (common lizard), 4940 nucleotides long. It is a transcript of the gene RCSD1, whose product is annotated as RCSD domain containing 1. Gene Ontology annotation, cellular component: WASH complex; early endosome. Gene Ontology annotation, biological process: retrograde transport, endosome to Golgi; protein localization to endosome; skeletal muscle contraction. The record is from RefSeq and is a predicted model, not a curated record. NCBI's taxonomy places the organism in Eukaryota, Metazoa, Chordata, Lepidosauria, Squamata, Lacertidae. Gene Ontology annotation, molecular function: retromer complex binding; actin filament binding; phosphatidylinositol phosphate binding.
GUCUCGGUCUUUGGUUAUCUCUGUGUUGUUUUGGAACUUGACUCAAGUAAAUGUGGUUCAAGUUAAACAGCUCAAAGAGCUGCUGCUCUUGUUGUUUUUGUAGCUUUUAGAUGAAAUGCAAUUUUCAUGUCCCUUUCCUCACAGAAUGUGGGUUAAUUUGAUUUGGCUUCAGGAAUCUGUUUGUGUCCAAGUAUGUGUGGAAGUUCAUUCACUUCUGAGCCUGUCACAAAGGAAUUAAAACUCUUGUCUACCUUCCUUUAAACUGAAACUGGCACGACGUUCUUUGGGACAGAAUGCACAAAUCCAGUUUUAAACUUUACAAUAUAUACAUAAUCUGCUGCUAAGACAUAAGCUUAUUUCUCUGCUUGGAAUGUCAUAGCUGUAUGUUCUCAGAACUUGCAUUGUUGCUUAGAGCUCAGUUUCUUAUCACUCACUCAUGGACCAUAUGUAGGGUUCCAUUUUUUAUUUGUAGCAGAAUUUAUUAUGCCAUGUAUCACUCACCACACACAAGUUGCAGAAAUCCAACUGCUGAAGUUUUUCUUCCCAUGGAAAAUCUGUGGUGAUUUAGUGCUUCACCUGUUGAAAUUCUGUCUGAUAUACAAAUAUUAAAGGCUCAGGUGCCUUGCCAGAAAAAAGCUGGCAAGUGAAUUUCUUUCAAUAAGAUUUUAGGUGAGCUGGAUGACAUUUCUUUAUUUCGACUAAACAACAACAACAACAACAACAACAACAACAAGUUGUUGUUGUUUAGUCGUUUAGUCGUGUCCAACUCUUCGUGACCCCAUGGACCAUAGCACGCCAGGCACUCCUGUCUUCCACUGCCUCCCACAGUUUGGUCAAACUCAUGUUCGUAGCUUUGAGAACACUGUCCAACCAUCUCAUCCUCUGUCGUCCCCUUCUCCUCGUGCCCUCAAUCUUUCCCAACAUCAAGGUCUUUUCCAAGGAUUCUUCUCUUCUCAUGAGGUGGCCAAAGUAUUGGAGCCUCAGCUUCACGAACUGUCCUUCCAGUGAGCACUCGGGGCUGAUUUCCUUCAGAACGGAUAGGUUUGAUCUUCUUGCAGUUCAUGGGACUCUCAAGAGUCUCCUCCAGCACCAUAAUUCAAAAGCAUCAAUUCUUCGGCGAUCAGCCUUUUUUAUGGUCCAGCUCUCACUUCCAUACAUCACUACUGGAAAAACCAUAGCUUUAACUAUACAGACCUUUGUCGGCAAGGUGAUGUCUCUGCUUUUUAAGAUGCUGUCUAGGUUGAUAUCUGAGAGGGGCAAAGUUGGCCAAAUAAUGUGUAAUCAGGUCUAAUAAUGUGCAGGAAAAUAGGUUAAAAAAAUAUGGCUGGGGCUUAGAUUGCUGCCAGAAAAUGCAGUGGUUUUGCUCAUAUAUUUUUAUAAAUACAGUAUUCAAGAUAUAAAGAAGAACAUGUUUGCUCUUCAAGUCUUAAUAGUCUUCAAUGUAUAUGAUAGAUCCUGUGUUCUCCAUUGCUUCCUGCUUUCCACCAUGCUAACUUAGCUUCGUCAUUCAAAUCUCAGGCUGCCCUGUUGAUCUAUUGCAUAAUAAAUACACCUAUGCUGGACAAUGUCUGCAUAUCUAGCCUCAAUGUUGCACUUUCCUUGCAAGGCUAACUCAUUUUCCCUGCAGUCAAAUUGCAGCAUUUUGUAUUUGACCAUCACCAGAGCAUUGAUUGCUUUUAUGACUGCUGCAGAAUAAGCUUCUGUGUUUGUGAUGCAAUUAGCGAUGAACAACCCAUCCGUCUCCACAGCUACACCGUUUUUUGAUUUUAUUUUAUUAGUAUUGAAAACUAAUUUAAAUCUCUACAAGCUGUGUGCUCCCCCCCCAUCUCCAUUGCAACCCCAGUAUGAAAGCAUUCAUCCUACUAGGCUUGUUUUAUUUUAUUUUUUGUUUGGUAAAGUGGCUGACAGCAAGCCUUCUCCAGUGUGCUGCCAUUUUGUGAGCCUUUUAUUUAGUUUGUUUAUUGGGCCUCUACAAAUAUCCUUUUUAUUGUGUAUUCAUGAUUAUUUGUGCUCAUGAUAGCAUCGGGGUGGUUAUUUGCAAUCCUGUUUUCAGUGCUGUUUGGACCUGCAAAAGUUUUGGGGUGGAACAUAUUGCUUCAUUUCCAAUCUGUGCAUAUCCCGUAACGCCCUGCUGAAAUCCUGUAACUUUUUAUGCUACAAAUGUUCUAGUGCUUGAAGGGUUUGUCCUGCUUUUGUUGCACUAAACUGCAGGAGAGCUCCUUCAGACAGCAGUAAUGUAACAUUGGGGAAGAAUUGCAGAACAACUAAGAAAAGUAAAAGGAUGUGUGGUCGUUGUUUAGUCGUUUAGUCGUGUCCGACUCUUCGUGACCCCAUGGACCAUAGCACGCCAGGCACGCCAUAGCACGCGUGGUCAGUCCUGUAUAAAUCCACCACUAAUGUCUUAUUAUUGCAUCAGUCACAUGUUUCAGAAUACACCUGCAAAAAAACCCAUUCUAGUGGAACCUUUAAUUUUCUGGAAGCAUUCAACCCUCUGCUGGGCUAGAGUGCAAAUUGUUUUUAAAAGAGGAAAGGAUGAAAGCAACAUGGCUAUCCUGUCCUCUGCCAUCUAGUGUGUACAGACUGGAUGUUGUGUACUGUCUUUGAAAAAGGACUUGCUAAGGUAAAGGUGGUGGCACAUUUUGAUGUUAUCACGUGACACUGGUUUUCCCCUUCCCCCCGACCUACUCCAGCUCCUGACAUCAUGUAAAAAUACAUCUAAUUCUUAAACUAAGAUUCUCCAUCAAUAUGAUACAAUGUUCUAAGGCAGUCUUAUGGUUAUCCAGAUGUUGUUGGACUCCAAUUCCAAUGAUUCCUUGCUAUUUGUCAUGCUUGUUGGGGCUGAUGGGAGUUGGAGUCCAACAUCAUCAGGCAGGCCACCUGCUUCCCAGCCCUGCCCUAAAGGGAAAAGUUGGGAGUUCCCAACUCAGCCAGCCUGCCAAACAAAUCAUGAUUACUCACUCACUCUUCCAUUGUCUCUCGAGACAGAUGGAUGCCAACAACAACAAAAUUAAGACUGAGUGUAACCUAUCAGGAUGAGCUGUUGUUUGAGAGAGGACGGUUGCACAUCAAAUUGGUUAAAAGCUUCAGGUUUGGCCCUUUUCAACACAUCUUUGCCAAUGCUUUCCUUCAUCAUAUGGAAGUCUGCAAAGCCUCUCAAAAAAAUAGUUCUCAUAGAUUUGCUUCCCAGGAAGCAAACAGUUAAUCAGUGUCGUAAGCAAUGAAAUAUUUUAUAAUGUCAAGUUUCUGAAGCCCAAACGUUUUUUUUAUAAUUUAGAGGCUAGCAGUGGCAAAUCGGAUCACAAGAUAUUAAUUGCUGUAUAGAGAGAAUCACAUGCAAAAAGUAGCUACCAGCUUAUAUCCGGAACAAACAGUGGUCACAUCUAGGCCAUCAGAAUAGGAGAAGCAUUCAAAAAUGCCUUUCGCUGAACUGGAGGCAGGCAGGAGUGGGGUGUUCCUCUGGGGGGGAAAGAAGUGUAAAGAACUGAAGGACAAGCCAUCAGGAACCAACAUGGUGGAAGAGAAGUCCACAACUCCCUCGGUGGCAAAGCUGGCAGGAAAAUUCCAAGAUCAGUCAUCUCUUUCUGGAAAGGAGAUACCAGUCACUAAACCAACCCGUAGAAAACCACCAUGCUCCCUUCCUCUCCACACAAACAAGGCAGAGCUUGGUCAGAAUGGUGAGCUAAAGCCAUCUUCACAUCCUCUAAAGGUUAAGGUAAAAAGCUCUCCCCUAAUUGAAAAGCUACAGGCCAAUCUGGCAUUUGCUCCAGCUGCCCUGCUGCCAGGAGCUUCUCCGAAAAGCCCUGGCCUAAAAGUAAUGGUUUCUCCAUUUAACAGCCCUCCAUCCACUCCUGUCAGCCCAAAGUCUCAAUCAAGUGAAGCUGAUGAGACACCAGUUAGUUUUGAUAAGCCACCAGAGGGCACUCAUCUUCAAUUUUAUAACAAGGUACGUACACGGGGGUCAAUAAAACGCAGACCACCCUCUAGAAGAUUUCGAAAGUCGCAAUCAGAAUAUGGAGAUGACCUAGAUAUAGGGGUGACAGUUUCAUCUCAGGAGAAUGGUGCCCAGGAGGAGAAUGGUGUAUUUAUGGACAAGAAAAAGGCAACAAAGUCACUCUCUCCUCCUGUGGAUGGUCUAGAUCACCAUGAGAAACAAAAAGAGAUAGCAUCUGAUGGAAAAACCCCACCAGGACUAGUGUCCAGAAGAACAGAAAGCAAUGAGAUAGAAGCAGGAGCAGAGGAAAUGGUGUUAUGCAAAGACAGCAAAGAAGAGAAGCCAUAUCAGAAUGUUUCAGGGGAAAAUCCAUAUGAGAGCAUCAAAGAUGACAAAGAGAAGAAUCCAGAUCAUGACAAUGCAGAGGAUACAACAAUAAAAUCACAGAAGAGCAUUUUGAGUGAUAGGGAAGAUGAUAUUGCUUCUGACCAGGAAAUAAAAGAUAAAGGAGAGAGGAUGGCUCAGUUAAGAGACAGUGAGGACACACAGCUGAUAUCAGACAAACAAGACACUGCAACUCCACAGCCUGCAGGAGACACAGAAACCUGUACAAGCUCCAGAGUGUGAUAGAUGUAAAAUCAUUGGGCACACAGUAAAUGGGAAACCAAGGUUAUGGAGGGGUUCCCACUACAGUACUUUCUUAUGAAUGAGCAAAAGCUCUUCCUUAAAUGAAAACCCCAAGGAUAUCAGUGUUUUCCUUUGGUGGUUUUUAGGCUAUUUACUGCAGCAGAUCUGGUCAUCUAGCACACCCUGAUACAGACAAUUAACAUUCUAGGCUUUUCAAGCUGGUGGCACACCAAGAAGAAUGACUGCGCAGAGAAUUAUUGUAUGUUGACUUAAGGAAUGCAACAAUUACUGGGGCUUUUAAAGCAUUUUUCAUAUAGAAAGAACUAUUAUGCAUAUUAGUUACGUUUUCUGAUUAAAGUGGACAUUUCCAAACCUCUUGUGG